UCCGGCGACGCACAGUGAAGCUUUUUCGGUUCCGGAGAGGGACUUCCGGCUCGUAACCCCGGCAACCGGAGGAGAGAACGACUGGACCGAUAAUACGAACAAGCCGGUGGGGGAGAGAGAGUGGAAAACUGCAGCAGCCGCCAUGGACGAGGCGAAUGAGCUGGAGCAGAUGUUGACGGAGGAGCUGGGCAUCUCCAUGAGCGAGCUCCGCGAGUUCAUAGAUCGGGAGGUGGAGAAGAUCGACUUUGUGAAGCAGAGGAAGGCUCAGCUGAUGGAGCUGGAGCAAUGGGUCACGCAGAAAGAGGAAGAGGUCAACCACGUGGACAAGCUCUUUGAUAACGCGUCAAGGGCGGUGAAUGACUGCGAAAUGAUUGUGAAAACCCUAUAUACCCAGAUGGGCCUGACUUACAAGGAAAGCAGUUCAGAGGACGAGGGGGCCGACGGGAAACCCGUGGAAGUCAUCGAGAUCCCAGAUGAAGAGGAUGAUGAUGUCCUAAGCGUGGAAUCAGGUGACGCAGUAAGUAAGGCGCCAAGAGAAAAGCAUCUGUUAAAGGAAGCGAUGGCUGCCAUGAAGCGAUCGCGGCAAGAUGUGCAGAACAUAGUGGACGCUAUGCAGAAGAAAUCAGAUGGACCUCAAGGCAGAUUUUCCUCCCAUCCUUCAUCGCCUACGAGCUCUGUAGGGGGAUCCAACCAAGCCAGUAUGACCAACGACAUGAGCAGAGAUGGAGACCUCGUCGUCGGGAUGCGUAUUCUUGGCAAGAAGAGGACCAAGACUUGGCAUAAAGGAACCCUGAUCUCCAUCCAGUUAGCGGGCACUGGCAAAAAAUUCAAAGUGAAGUUUGACAACAAAGGGAAGAGCCUCUUAUCUGGAAACCACAUCGCGUACGACUACCACCCUUUACCCGAACAACUCUUCGUAGGAAGCAGGGUGGUAGCCAAGUACAAAGACGGCAACCAGGUGUGGCUGUACGCUGGAAUUGUGGCUGAACCUCCAAGCAACAAGAACAAGAUGAGAUAUCUGAUUUUCUUUGACGACGGAUACGCCUCGUAUGUUACGCAAUCAGAACUGUACUCCGUCUGCCGGGCACUGAACAAGUCGUGGGAAGACAUCGAGGAUGUUUCCUGCCGCGACUUUAUCGAGGAGUACGUCACGGCUUACCCAAACCGUCCCAUGGUUCUUCUGAAGAGCGGACAGAUGAUCAAGACAGAAUGGGAAGGAACCUGGUGGAAAUCCAAGGUGGAAGAAGUAGAUGGAAGCCUGGUGAAGAUUCUGUUCUUGGAUGACAAACGUUGCGAGUGGAUCUACAGAGGCUCCACUCGCCUGGAACCCAUGUUCAGCAUGAAAACGUCCACGGCUUCCAUGCAAGAGAAGAAGCAGUCUGGACAGCAGAGGACACGGCCUAACGUGGGUGCAGUUCGCAGCAAAGGGCCGGUGGUACAAUACACUCACGACCUGACCGGGGACGAAUCUCAGUAUAAGGACACAGCACCUGCCUCACCACAAUCUAUACCAUCGCCUCUGCUCAUUGACACGGACUCUGACAGUCAGCAGGCUCAGUCAAAGAAGCAAGUGGCCAAGAAAAGCACUUCUUUCCGUCCCAACUCGGCAGGCUCUGGCCAGACUUCCCCUGUGCUCAGUGAAUCUACACCUGCACAACGCACCAUCGAGAACACGCAGCCCGUCCAGGCCAACCAGACCAUCCACACCCUUCAACCCAGCCAAACCUUCCAACCCAACCAAACUAUUCAAACCUUCCAAACCAACCAAACCUUCCAAGCCAACCAAACCAUCCACACCUUCCAAGCCAAUCAAACCAUUCACGCCUUUCAACCCAACCAAACCAUCCACGCCUUCCAAGCCAACCAACCCAACCAAACCAUCCACGCCUUCCAAGCCAACCAACCCAACCAAACCAUCCACACUUUCCAACCCCUCCAGGCAAUUCAAACGCUGCAACCCAUACAGGCUAUUCAGACAAUACAGACUUUCCAGACUAUACAAGGACAGCACAUUCAAACUAUCCAAACUGGCCAGCCCAUCCAGGCAAUCCAAACUGGCCAGCCCAUCCAGGCAAUCCAAACUGGGCAGACCAUCCAGGCAAUCCAAACUGGGCAGACCAUCCAGGCAAUCCAAACUGGGCAAACCAUCCAAGCAAUCCAAACUGGGCAGACCAUCCAGGCUCUACAAACCGGGCAGACCAUCCAAAACAUUCAACCCAACAGGUUUUUGACUACCGUACAGCCGAUCAAGAUAAUACAGGCAGAGAAUCUGCCGCAGGAGACGAGCUACAAGGCACCCAAGGAUAAACUCUUCUACCUGCCCCAUGUCUGCAGCUACUCUUGCUUGUCUCGUAUUCGCGUCACCUCCCACAGGGGCAAGAAUCCCCUGCUAGUCCCGUUGCUUUAUGACUUCCGCCGGAUGACCGCCCGGCGGCGGGUGAAUCGCAAGAUGGGCUUCCACGUUAUCUACAAGACACCGUGCGGCUUAAGCCUGCGCACCAUGCCGGAGAUCGAACGCUACGUCUUGGAGACGAACUGCGACAUGCUCUUCCUGGAGAUGUUUUGCUUGGACCCGUACGUGUUGGUCGACCGAAAGUUCCAACCGCAGAAACCCUUUUAUUAUAUCCCAGAUAUCACGUACGGCAAGGAAGACGUGCCUCUGUCCUGCGUCAACGAGAUAGACAGAACACCACCGCCUCAGGUGGCCUACAGCAAGGAGAGGAUCCCGGGCAAAGGUGUCUACAUUAACACUGCCCCAGAGUUCAUGGUGGGAUGCGACUGUACAGACGGUUGUAGAGACAGGUCCAAAUGUGCCUGCCACCAGUUGACGGUUCAAGCUACGGCCUGUACCCCGGGAGCCCAGGUUAACCAUUCAGCUGGGUAUCAACACAAGCGUCUGGACGAGUGCCUACCAACUGGAGUAUACGAAUGCAACAAAAGGUGCAAAUGUAACCCGAACCUGUGUACGAACCGUCUAGUGCAGCAUGGGCUCCAGGUGCGACUUCAGCUCUUCAAAACACAAAACAAAGGCUGGGGGAUCCGAUGCCUGGAUGACAUAGCCAAGGGGUCUUUUGUCUGCAUUUACGCGGGGAAAAUCCUGACCGAUGACUUUGCAGACAAAGAGGGGCUUGAAAUGGGUGACGAAUACUUUGCCAACCUAGACCAUAUCGAAAGCGUAGAGAAUUACAAGGAUGGUUAUGAAAGCGAUGUCAAGUCCUCCUCCGAUAGCAGCGGCGUGGACCUCAAAGAGGAUGGGGAAGAGAAUUCUGGGAGCGAGGACCAAGAGGAGUCCAAUGACGACAGCUCAGAUGACAACUUUGGCAAGAACGAGGACAUUACCACCAGUUCCGUUUGGCGGAGCUAUGCCACUCGUAGACAGACAAGGGGUCAGAAGGAGAAUGGAACGUCUGAGACGGCCUCUAAGGACUCUGCUCUGGUCAGACAGACCAGCCAGGAAGAGGCCAACGACUGCAAACUACCCGAGGAGACAUCCAAGAACAAAGUGGCUUCGUGGUUAAGCUCCAACACCAUUACAGACUCUCUUAUGGAUUCUGACAGUAGGUCCUCUCUAAAGAUGGGAGAGACUUCAGAGACGGAUAAGCCAAACUUUGCUAGCAUAGACAUCGCUUCAAAAGGCACGAGGAAAGAAGAUGCCAGGAAGGCGCCUGAGGAAUCAAGCCGGAUGCCUGGGACUGGGGACAGCUCCAGGGUGUAUGGAUAUAACCCUUCCCCGGCCAAACCUGAAGGCAUCAGAAGACCUGUGACCAAAACCAGCAUCCACCAGCACAGACGCCAGUCCUCCCAGACUCCGGCUCAAGAUGAAGUCCUCAUGUUAUCCAGCAGCUCUGACAGCGAGAUGGGGAGCGCGGCAAAUAGUACUAAGAAGCAGUCCGCGCAGGCUGCAGCCAAUGACAGCGAUGACAUCCAGACUAUUUCAUCGGGUUCCGACGAGGAAGAAGAGAAGAAAAAUCCCUCUGCCAAUACUGGUCCGGUGAAAAGGCAAGUGGCUGUAAAGUCUACGCGUGGCUUCGCGCUGAAAUCCACUCACGGCAUAACGGUCAAACCCAACAUGCCGUCUGCCGACAGAGAAGGCACAGGCCGCAGAACGACGCGGCAGUUCUACGACGGGGAGGAAUCGUGCUACAUUAUCGACGCAAAGCUGGAGGGGAACCUUGGCCGAUACUUGAAUCACAGUUGCAGCCCUAACCUGUUUGUACAAAAUGUUUUUGUGGACACCCACGAUCUCCGCUUUCCCUGGGUGGCUUUCUUUGCCAGCAAGAGGAUAAGAGCUGGCACCGAGUUGACCUGGGAUUAUAACUAUGAAGUCGGCAGCGUUGCAGGGAAGAAGCUCUUAUGUUGUUGUGGAUCCACCGAUUGCAGAGGUCGUCUUUUGUAAGGUGGCAGCCAAUCAAAGGCAACGCUUUCUGAAGCAGAAAGGCUAAGCCAAUCACCUAGUCGAAACCCUCUCAAACCUUUUUUGUGUUAAGUCACUUUGUAAAGGCUGAAGGGUUCACCACCUUAUUUGUAGAGUUAAUUGUUUGUUUGAAUUUUUUUCCCCCAAUGUAUAAAUAAAAGUAUAAAUUUCACCUUGAGAAAUAA
Messenger RNA from Spea bombifrons (plains spadefoot toad), 4599 nucleotides. RefSeq names its product SET domain bifurcated histone lysine methyltransferase 1 (gene SETDB1). Gene Ontology annotation, biological process: heterochromatin organization; negative regulation of gene expression. Gene Ontology annotation, cellular component: nucleus. NCBI's taxonomy places the organism in Eukaryota, Metazoa, Chordata, Amphibia, Anura, Pelobatidae. Gene Ontology annotation, molecular function: zinc ion binding; DNA binding; protein binding. The coding region runs from base 143 to 4396 and encodes 1417 amino acids. The record is from RefSeq and is a predicted model, not a curated record. The transcript has 22 exons.